AUGUCGAAACAUGUCCCCGACAUCCACAAAGCAAACCAAUCCGAUUCCACGGGAGGCGUCCAAAUUACAAGAAUCCAAAUCGUCGUCAGUUUCCUUCCCAAAAAACACAUUCAUCUAUCCCAUCCUCAGUGCAAAAGACUCGUCCAUAAACACAUUACUAACAACCAGGCCGGAGUUAAGGUUGCCGAAUUGAGAACUAAGUCUAAGGAGCAGUUGGAGCAGCAGUUGCUCGAGUUGAAGCAGGAGCUUGCUUCUCUCAAGGUCCAGAAGUUGACCAGACCAGCUGUUCCUCAGAUUGGUGUUGUCAGAAAGGACAUUGCCAGAGUUUUGACUGUCAUCAACGCUCUCCAAAGAGAGAACGUCAGAGCUUUCUACGCUGACAAGAAGCUCAUUCCAAAGGACUUGAGAGAGAAGAAGACCAGAGCUUUGAGAAGAGCCUUGUCCAAGCAGGACGCUGCUAGAAUCACUCCAAGAGAGAGAAAGAGAAGAGCUGCUUUCCCAAAGAGAGUUUACGCUAUCAAGGCUUAA
Molecule: messenger RNA, 528 nt
Organism: Candidozyma pseudohaemuli
Lineage: Eukaryota; Fungi; Ascomycota; Pichiomycetes; Serinales; Metschnikowiaceae
Gene: RPL35
Product: 60S ribosomal uL29 domain-containing protein
Exons: 1
Coding region: 1-528 (175 amino acids)
Biological process (GO): translation; maturation of LSU-rRNA from tricistronic rRNA transcript (SSU-rRNA, 5.8S rRNA, LSU-rRNA)
Cellular component (GO): ribosome; cytosolic large ribosomal subunit
Molecular function (GO): mRNA binding; structural constituent of ribosome
Source: RefSeq, a predicted model, not a curated record